AUGCAGAAUUGCUACUACCCGUUGCCUGUGCAGCCGCAGCUACCCGUUCCUGUGGACGAUGACGCGCCGAUGCAGCGUCUAGAUAAGUCACGUGGAAGCUCCGACGAGAUGAGACGUCCAUUGAUGCAACUGGGUGCUGUAAGUGGCGCUGCUGGGUCGGCAUACGUCGAAUUGGGUCGAACCCGAGUGGUCUGUGCUGUCUACGGCCCGCGGACAGACACACGUGCACGCCGUGAGUUCAGCAAGGAUGGACAGCUAGUCUGUGAUGUAAAGUAUGCACCAUUUGCCGACAAAUUGACUCGUCGUGAGCGCGGUCAGGACCCAGACGAGAUGGAGCUGUCGGCUAUUGUGCAGGAGGCGCUGGCCCCUGCUGUGAUGCUACAUAAGCUGCCCAAGUGCAUUUUGUCGGUGUUUGUGACGAUACUGGAGGAUGAUGGAGGAGUUUUUGCUUCUGUUAUAAAUUGUGCGUCAUUGGCCCUUGCUGAUGCUGCCGUAGAGAUGUAUGAUAUGGUCACGGCUGCUAGUGCAGGUAUUGUUAAAGGGUCGGUGAUCUUUGAUCCGAGCAGGGAAGAGGAACAACGUGGAGAUGGCAUGCUUGCGCUGGCGUACAUGCCGUCGAUGGGACAGGUCACGUACAUGUUACAAGCUGGCAAGAUUCACCAUACGCAGCUACAGGAGGCAGUGGAUCUCUGUACGGACGCAUGUACUGGUGUCACGCGGUCGUUACUCACGGCUUCGCUUGUGAAAGCUUUAACUUGA
Messenger RNA from Peronospora farinosa, 759 nucleotides. NCBI's taxonomy places the organism in Eukaryota, Oomycota, Peronosporomycetes, Peronosporales, Peronosporaceae. The record is from the annotation of a GenBank genome assembly.